AGAAAAAAAGCUAUUUCUAUAUUUAUUUUUAAAAAAGACAUGAUGAUGAUGGUUCUGUUUGAAAAAAAGAAACAAAACUGAUCGGAAUCUGACAAAUGGCACCGGAGACAGAAGUUUCGCCGAUGGUUAACAAUUUGGAGGCCGGAGAUGACAACAUGACUCACCUGAGCUCCUCCGGGAAGCCACCAAGGAACCUCUCCGCAAUGCGACAUUGCAACAGCACUGCUUGGUUGAUCGAUUCCGAAGGAGAGGAGAGGUUUGGUUUAAAGUCUCCUGAAGGACAAAACUCCACAUGGGAGCCUGUCUUCAGAUCCGGAAGUUGGUCGGAUAAGGGUCCGAAGCGGUCCAUGGAAGACGAAUUCAUCUGCGUGGAUGAUCUUAAAGACCAUAUCGGAUCAUCCACUGGAGCUUUCUAUGGGGUGUUUGAUGGACAUGGAGGUGUUGAUGCUGCAUUAUUCACAAAGAAGAACCUUCUGAAGCUUUUAACGGAAGACAAACACUUCCCAACCAACACCAAGAAGGCCACAAGGAGUGCCUUUGUGAAGACGGAUCAUGCUUUGGCCGAUGCUCCUUCUCUAGACAAAUCAUCAGGGACAACAGCACUCACUGCCCUCAUCUUGGACAAGACAAUGCUCAUUGCGAACGCAGGCGACUCCAGAGCCGUGCUCGGCAAACGAGGCAGAGCCAUUGAGCUGUCCAAGGACCACAAACCCAACUGCACUUCCGAGAGGCUGCGCAUUGAGAAGCUUGGAGGUGUCAUCUACGAUGGAUACCUUAACGGGCAGCUCUCGGUGGCUCGAGCGUUAGGAGAUUGGCAUAUUAAGGGAACCAAAGGUUCGCUAUGCCCGCUAAGCUGCGAGCCUGAGCUGGAGGAGAUUGUGCUGGCGGAGGAAGAUGAGUAUCUUAUAAUGGGAUGUGAUGGACUUUGGGAUGUGAUGAGUAGUCAGUGUGCAGUGACAAUGGUGAGGAGGGAGCUGAUGCAGCAUAAUGACCCUGAAAAGUGCUCUCAAGCUUUGGUUAAGGAAGCACUGCAACGUAAUAGCUGUGAUAAUCUUACUGUGGUGGUUGUAUGUUUCUCGCCGGAACCGCCUCCGAGGAUUGAGAUCCCCAAGUCGCAUAAGAGGAGAAGCAUCUCUGCGGAAGGGUUGGAUCUACUCAAAGGCGUUUUGAAUGAUUUGUGAAGGAACUGAGUGAAGCUGAAAAGGUAAGAAGAGACAUGCAUUAAGUUUUGUUUUUUAAUUUCCUCUUUUGACAGGAAGGACAUAGAUUCCUUUUUUUCCUAAGUUUUGAUUCCAUUAUUCUUUUUGUAAGGAAGCUUUACCCAUUUUUGUACUGUAGAUCUUACCAUAUCUGAAUGAUUUUUUUAAUAUUUGAUUUGAAA
Brassica rapa (field mustard) is the source of this 1381-nucleotide messenger RNA. RefSeq names its product probable protein phosphatase 2C 47. Gene Ontology annotation, molecular function: protein serine/threonine phosphatase activity; cation binding. Gene Ontology annotation, biological process: protein dephosphorylation. The record is from RefSeq and is a predicted model, not a curated record. NCBI's taxonomy places the organism in Eukaryota, Viridiplantae, Streptophyta, Magnoliopsida, Brassicales, Brassicaceae.